UGGUUUGUAGAUCGAAGAAGUUGAAAGAACACAACACUCUGCCUCUCCUCGUGAUUCUCAUUAAUAUCAUUCCUCUUUCUCUCUCUCUUUUAAAACUCUAUCUCUCUCUGUCUUCUUCUCUUUACCGAUUGAUCUCGGAGGUGAAAUAUUCGAAUCGUCCGAUGGAUGACGGUGGUGGAGUGGGAGCAGGAUGCAUCCGGAUCAGAUGUCCUUCGCCACGGAGAAUCGUAUCUCGAUGGUUCUCCCCACAUGAGAGAAAGGUCAAAGGAAAGAAGACGGCUACGGCUGAAGCACGCGUGUCACCCUGUGAUGAUGUGAGGAUCAAAACUUGCUCUGAGGAUGAUGUUCAUCUUGGCCAAUCCUCAGAUUCGACGCCACGUACGAUCGAUUCUUCCGAAUUGCAAAGGAGGGAAUUUUUGUUUAGUAUUGGAGUGAGUUGUUAUCUGCUGCAUCUGAUCGCUACUGGUAGAGAAGAGAUUCACAAGAUCGUUGAGCUACAGAACGAUUUAGAGAAGGUUUUGGAACGUCGGAACGAAGAACUAAGGCGGAAACAGCAAGAGUUUGUCGAGUUACGUAACGAUAUAGAGAAGUUUCUAAAGUUUCACAAGGAUGAUUUAAGGCGAAAACAGCUAGGGUUUCAGUUUGGGAAGCAAGAGAGAAGUGAAACAUCUGCUGCUUAUUCUACCAUUAGUGAAGUUGUAGAUGGCCCUGAGUCUUCUACUACUGAUCACUAUUACUCUCCACAGAUCCUGGAGACAUCUUUGAGUGUUGGAGGUGAAGGGUCUUUGUCACAUUAUGUGUUUAAGCGAGGGGAUGAUUUUGGAGGUGAUAUGGAUCAGCUUGAAGCUGAACUUGAAGCUGAGUUUAAGCUUCUUCAGAUUGGUCAAGGCCAGGAUGGCCAAUGUUCUAAUCUUAAGGAGGUUUCAGAGAAGAGUGAAGAAGAUUCAGAAGGAACAAGAUUCGGACACGUGUGUCCAGGAAUAAUGGAGCAACAACAAGGAGUGUGUCCUUAUGAGCUGGAGAGAAGACUACACGAGGUAAUGGAGACAAGACAAGAAGAGGAGAUAAAAGAGUUAGAGAUUGCAUUGGAAGAUGCCAAACAAAGGCUAUAGUUGAAAGAGACGGAAGCUUCUUGGUGGAAAGACACUGCUUAUAUAGUCUCUGAACGUAUUCCAGAACCUUCUUCUAGAAUAAUAAUCAACUCUAGCUCUCGAACUCACCCUUACCCUGUUUCUAGGUGAGAAGAUACUAUUUGUUUAUUUCUUGUUUUCAUUACAAAAAGUGAAAACAGAGUAUGUCAUUUUUUUUUGUGAAGAAGCAACAUAUUAAUUAAUUAAUUAAUAUAUUUGUCUUUAUAUCCUCAAUUUGUCCAAAUUUGGGCCCAAAAAAAUAAAAAAUAAAUU
Molecule: messenger RNA, 1403 nt
Organism: Camelina sativa (false flax)
Lineage: Eukaryota; Viridiplantae; Streptophyta; Magnoliopsida; Brassicales; Brassicaceae
Product: protein POLAR-like 1
Biological process (GO): asymmetric cell division
Source: RefSeq, a predicted model, not a curated record